Blumeria graminis f. sp. triticale is the source of this 2121-nucleotide messenger RNA. Lineage: Eukaryota; Fungi; Ascomycota; Leotiomycetes; Helotiales; Erysiphaceae. The record is from the annotation of a GenBank genome assembly.
AUGUUCACUUUCUGUUCUCUGCUCGGUGCACAGAGCGAAUCAGCUGCCUCACAAUCACUUUUGGAGCUUGACGGGGGUGUCAAAAUCUUAGUUGAUGUUGGAUGGGAUGAGUUAUUCGACGUAGCAAAACUUAAAGAGCUCGAGAAACAAGUUCCUACGUUAUCGAUAAUUCUCCUCACUCACGCAACCAUUUCACACAUCGGAGCUUUUGCGCAUUGUUGCAAACACUUCCCUCUAUUCACGCGAAUACCAAUAUAUGCAACUCUUCCCGUGAUACAGCUUGGCCGUACACUCCUGCAAGAUCUUUACUCUUCUUCACCAUUGGCUGGUACAACUAUACCGGCAUCAGCACUUUCCGAAGCGUCUUAUUCGUGUUCGCAAAAGUCGGUAAUAAACAUAGAUUCUGAUAUACUUCUACCAUCACCUACGAACGAAGAGAUACAAACUUACUUUGGACUCAUACAUCCUCUCAAAUACUCGCAACCCCAGCAGCCCCUACCAUCCCCCUUGUCUCCGCCAUUGAAUGGAUUAACUAUUACCGCCUACAAUGCAGGACACACUCUUGGAGGUACGAUUUGGCACAUUCAGCAUGGACUCGAGUCAAUAGUUUAUGCUGUCGAUUGGAAUCAAGCACGUGAAAAUGUCUUGGCAGGAGCGGCAUGGUUCGGUGGAGCUGGUGGGGGCGGAGGCGAGAUUAUUGAACUACUUCGAAAACCGACUGCUUUGAUUUGUAGUAGUAGAGGCUGCGAGAGGUCUGCGCUACUUGGGGGUAAGGCAAAACGAGAUGAGUUACUCCUUGAGAUGAUUAAGUCUGCGGCCCGUAAAGGAGGAAUUAUUCUCAUACCCACUGAUUCAAGCGCCCGAGUGAUGGAACUCGCAUACUUACUCGAGCACGCCUGGCGAAGCGAGACAGAAGACGAUAGUAGCCCUUUACAAGCUUCAAAGCUAUACCUAGCAAGCAAAAAUAUAGGCGCAACAAUGCGAUACACAAGAAGUAUGUUAGAAUGGAUGGACGAAGGAAUAGUCAGGGAAUUUGAAGCAAACGCCGGUACUCAACAGAAGCAAGGGGUACAAGAUAAUGUAUCGAACGUUGGACCCUUUGAUUUUAAGCAUCUAAGGUUACUCGAACGGAGAGGACAAAUAGACCGUGUUUUGGGAGAAACAGAUAGUCUUGGAAGAUCGAUCAGCAAAGUUAUUGUUGCCAGUGAUACUUCUUUAGAAUGGGGCUUUUCUAGAGAGGUUCUACGAAAGAUAGCGGACGAUAGUCGUAAUCUGGUUAUUUUAACCGAACGGGCUGGUAUGCCCAAUGGCGAGGAUUGCAAACCUAGCUUAGCUAGAACACUCUGGUCCUGGUGGGAAGAACGUAAGGACGGGAUAAUUUCUGAGUCGACGAAGAGCGGAGAGGCUCUCGAACAAGUAGGCUCAGGUGGACAAGUUGUCGAAAUCCGGGAGGCCAAGCGAAUUGCUUUGGAGGGUAAUGACCUCAAUGUCUAUCAACAAUGGCUCGCUAAUCAACGGCAACUACAAACAACUCAAACCGGGGAUGCCACUUUAGAAACUAAUGACGCUUCUUCGGAUUCUUCCUCAGAUUCAGAUGAGUCAGAAACAGAGCAGCAGGGUAAAGCGCUUAACAUUUCUGCGACCAUGGGUCAAGUGAAUCGAAAAAAAAUCGGGCUUAGUGAUGAGGACCUUGGUGUCAAUAUUUUACUGCGAAAAAAAGGAGUACACGACUAUAACGUGCGAGGCAAGAAAGGGCGCGAGAAGAUGUUUCCCCUCGCCAUACGGAGAAAGAGGAAUGAUGAGUUUGGGGAGCUCAUCCGACCAGAAGACUUUCUACGAGCCGAAGAACGUGAUGAAACUAAUGGUCAGGAUGUGCGCCAACAGCCGGGAAAAAACGAUACAAAAGAUACUUUGGGUAAAAAACGGAAAUGGAACGAUGUUACAGCAGCAGGCGAGAGAGGCAAUGCAAAAAACGGUAGUAAAAGACUUCAUGGUAGUCGAGGCCAGCGAGAAGAUUCUGAAGACUUAACUCGAGCUAUCGAGGAUGAAGCAUCAGACGAAGAGACUGCAGAAGAGAUCAAUGGUCCGACUUGCAUUUGUCGAUUUUGCUGGAAUGCAUGA